Molecule: messenger RNA, 1321 nt
Organism: Alosa alosa (allis shad)
Lineage: Eukaryota; Metazoa; Chordata; Actinopteri; Clupeiformes; Clupeidae
Gene: pabpn1
Product: poly(A) binding protein, nuclear 1
Molecular function (GO): RNA binding
Source: RefSeq, a predicted model, not a curated record
CCCACCCCCGGCAUCCAUUUCUGUUCUGGAAGACACGGUGCUCGCGAAGAAAAUCGUUGCUUUUAAAUUUUAUUUUAAUGUAAUUCUCCUACAAUCUGGACUCUGUCUUACGAACAUUAUUAAGAAAAACCAGCCGGUCUGAGUCGUCACAUUUUUCUGUCUGAGAAAUCGUACAGGCUUUUCAAUCGAGGCGGGCCUUUAUUCCCCAUUUUAACUUUCCUGAGCGGCGUUUUCCGCCGUUUUUUUUUCGCUAGCCCCACUCACUAUCCCCUCCGUGUGAGUAGGGGCCUGUAGUGUAGCCACGAGGCGUGUUGGACCAGCGGGAAUCGGGCGAUGGCGGAGUUUGGUAACGGAUUGGCGGAGGAAUCUCUGCUGGACUCAGAUCCAGGACACCCAGAACUUGAAGACCCAGGUGUCGGCGACGAAGAGCCAGGAUUAGAAGAGGGAGAGGCCGCUAUUGAGGACCCGGAACUGGAGGCGAUCAAAGCCCGGGUGCGAGAGAUGGAGGAGGAAGCGGAGAAGUUGAAGGAGCUACAGAACGAGGUGGAGAAACAGAUGAACCUGAGCCCUCCACCCACUGGUCCUGUCAUCAUGUCCAUUGAAGAGAAGAUGGAGGCAGAUGGGAGGUCAAUCUACGUCGGAAACGUGGACUAUGGUGCCACUGCAGAGGAGCUUGAGGCUCACUUCCAUGGCUGCGGCUCCGUAAACAGAGUCACUAUCCUGUGUGACAAGUACACAGGCCACCCCAAAGGGUUUGCGUACAUCGAGUUUGCAGAUAAGGAGUCUGUGAGGACAGCCAUGGCACUAGACGAAUCCCUCUUCAGAGGACGACAGAUUAAGGUCGGCGCCAAGAGAACAAACCGACCAGGAAUCAGCACCACAGACCGCGGGUUCCCCCGUGCUCGGUUCCGCUCGCGGGUCAACUUCUCAUCCAGGUCACGCUACUACAGCGGCUACACGCCACCCAGAGGCAGAGGACGGGCCUUCAGGUUUCAGGACCAGUGGAGGCUGACCACUCCUCCUCAAGUGGCGGCGGCGCCCCCCACUGUCUCGGCGGCGUCUCUCUCUCUCUCCGCUCCUGCUAUGCACACUCACCCCAUUCUGUCCGUGUGGGGGGGGGGUGGGGAGGGCGACCACAGGCCCACUGCUGCUGGUAUUUACUACAACAACAAGCGUUGAGCUCUCACACAAAACAAACAAGCAAGCAAACACACACGAAAAAAAACCCAGACAUAUUACACGUGCACACAAACACACAGGUACAUGCGCACACACACAUACGUACACAAACACUAGGCCAACAGCACGGCAUACAUCCCAC